CUUUUUUUUUGGAUAGCGGUUCUUCAUGCUGGAACUCCCCUUAGUGGCUUACUGUGUGCCAUAGCAUCACAAAAGCAUCCCCUGUACUUGUAAUAGGAAGGGCAUAGUGAGCGGUUCCCAUGGUACUUUUGCAAAGACGCGACCGCUUGGCUGAAGCAGCAUCCUGGUUUCAUUUGUGUUAUUAGCCGCCCGCAUGUCCAUAAGUGUGCGCGCAACGCUCAGUAAAGGAGCAACAAGUCCACAGUCGACAAUCUGGAAACAAAAGCCGCGCACUUCUGUCCAGUCAUCCAGCUGUCCGUUGAGAUAGCGCUAGCUGUCCAGUGAGGCACCUCGACCUCUUUAGCAGAAGUGUCCUAAAUCGGACUCCACUGUGCUGAAAUGUGACGUGUCUCGGCGACAAAGAGGGGGCGUGGCUGAUUGGACGGUGCAGCGGAUAAGCGAUGUGCUGUGCGACUCUCCCCCCUUGCUCUUCACGACCCCCCCCCCCCUCCAUUUUUUAUUUAUUUAAUUGGUCCCCCGGGAACAGGAGCAAGCGGUCUGGAGGCUGGGCCAGUUUGUAGCCGCACGCAUUUAAUUGGCUGACUCCACCGGAGGAGUUGCAAAACAUCUCCCUGCUCAGAAAAUACAUAUACCAAAAAGAUUAAAAAAAAAUACCGGGUACCCAAGCUAUUAGAGAAACGCAAAGUUGAGUAGAGGCGCAUAUAACUUGCACAGAGCCAAGAAGUGAUUUUAGAAAGGAAUUACUAGUAUUAUUAUUUUGGAAAUAAACACCCUCGAUCGUAUUGUUUAAGUACAUCCCCUUCCAGUCCUUUGCAAAAUAGCCAAGAAAAAAAAAACACAAGAGAAGCAUUGAACAAACCCUGGAGAGACGGGGACUGGCAAGUCCUUGCUUAUCGACAGCAACUGUGCGGAUUCGAAUUUUGGUGUCUAACGUUUUAAAAUUCCGGAUAAUAAGUGAAGGGCAAAAGCCAAUUAAUGUUUUUUUUCACAGAAUAACGGCGAUUCAUUCAGUGGUGUCUGAGCAGCUACAAGAGGGAGCGUGAAGGAAAAGUUGCCUCUGCAGAGGCUCUAAGCACAUCCUGUGGACCCCGAAACGGAACUGGUAAAGGUCCGGCCGAUAGAUGCCUGCGAAAAUGGAAAGUUGUUCCUUUCUUUGAAUGAAUUUGUAUCCUAACAAGGGACUUCCGUGGAAUACGCAGAAGGCGAUUUGGAGUUGGUGGCCACGCUGUAAAACUGGACCAGGUGCGGGGGUCAGUACGAAUCUGCUUGGACGGAGCAUUUUCAGGUGCAGCAACAGAAGGAUCGACAACUUAAAUCCACUGGCUGGAACUGGGUGGACAACUGGGGAAAUCGUGAUACGGAUUAUAGCUGGACCAUUCAGAACAGAAGUGGAGUCCCACGAAUCCUGACCGAGGAGCCGCUCAGUCCUAAAGCUCCCACCUGUCCGAAAGGUUAUGCCAAAUUGGAACUGAAUAUGGAGCUUUUCUGGAUUUUAUUAUUUUCGGCUCUUCAUUACAGCGUGAAAGGACAAGGAGUUUACGCUCCUGCAAAUGCUCAGAUUGCCCACUCAGGCCAGGCCUGUGUAGUGAAGGAUGACAAUAUCAGCGAGAGAGUCUACACAAUUCGGGAAGGUGACACGAUGAUGCUGCAGUGCUUGGUGAAAGGUCACCCAAGACCAGUGGUACGAUGGACAAAGACAGCUGGCAGCGCAUCAGACAAGUUCCAAGAGACUUCCAUGUUCAACGAAAGUCUGCGCAUUGAGAAGAUCCAGCGGAUGCAAGGGGGCCGAUAUUACUGUAAAGCUGACAAUGGGAUCGGGGUGCCUGCCAUCAAGUCCAUUCGAGUAGAUGUGCAGUAUUUGGACAAACCGAACUUGACCGUUCACCAGACAAUAAGUGAUGUCCGUGGAAGCUACUAUCAGGAGAAAACUGUUUUUUUGAGGUGUACUGUCAAUUCCAACCCCCCGGCUCGUUUCAUCUGGAAACGUGACUCUGAGGUGAUCACUCAUAAUCAGGACAAUGGGGUGGAUAUCUAUGAGCCUCUUUACACUCAGGGGGAAACAAAAGUGCUGAAGCUGAAGAAUUUACGGCCACAAGACUUUGCCAAUUACACCUGUCAAGUUUCGGUCAGGAAUGUGUGCAACAUCCCAGACAAGUCUGUCACAUUUCAACUUACCAACGCUACCUCACCACCUUCAUUAAAGCUGUCAGUAAAUGAGACCUUGGUGGUAAAUCCAGGUGAAAAUGUAACAAUUUCAUGUCUAGUGAUCACCGGCGAGCCAAUGCCUACCAUCUCCUGGACUCACUAUCCUGGUCCUAUGCCUCCCCUGACACGUAUUCAAGGUGGAACAAUCACACUGUGGAAUGUUCAAGUGCAGGACUCUGGAUAUUACAACUGUACCGCAGUCAACAAUGUGGGCAACCCUGCCAAGAAGACAGUGAACCUGAUUGUGAGAGACAUGCGGAAUAUUACAUUCCAGAUCACUCCAGAUUCAAAUAAGGAUAGCGAGACGAUUGAAAUGGAGAAGGAUGUAAAACUUUCUUGCCAUGUGGAUGCACAACCCCAGGACAGAGUGAACUAUACCUGGUACAAGAAUGGCAUGCCUGUACGCACUUCUAGCUCUCUGGUCAUCAUCCGUAACGACUUUGACCUCGCACCCGGCACAUCUAGCCUAGAGAUCCUUGACCUGAAGUUUACGGACUUGGCCACCUACAAAUGUGUUGCUUCAUUUCCAGGAACGCCUAUUCCUAAACUACAAAUAGAGAUGAAUGUCACCGACAAAAGUGUAAAACCACCCACUUUAGCUGUACCACGUGGUCGUGGUAUAAUAACAGUGAGAGAAGGAUCUCGUGCAGAUCUCCAGUGCGAUUUAACAGGAAAUCCUCGACCUCCUGUGUUGUGGUCCCGUGCAGACAAGGAGUUGCCUAUGCCCAAUGGAGAAUGGAUUGUGGAGACUAAAGAUGGACGACUGCGUCUAGAGAAUGUUACACGAGAUAUGACUGGCACAUACCGCUGCCAGACAGCAAGAUACAAUGGGUUGAACAUCAAGCCACGAGAGGCUACAGUCCAGCUGAAUGUUCAAUAUGCCCCUGUUGUAGAUCCUCAGUUCACAGACAAGCGUUUCAAAACUGGAACCAGUGCAACACUACGCUGUUCAUUGCUGAAAGGAAACCCCCAGGCCAUUGCCACAGCUACAUGGCGCCUUAACAACCGCUUGGUCCGGUCUGGUCAAACUGACUCAAAAGAUGUUUCAGAGUUAAAAAUCGAGGCUGUGAACCAAGAUACAAUUGGAACAUAUGAGUGUAUGAUUUCCAAUGAUGUUGGGUCUUCCUCUUGCAUUUUCUAUGUAUCUGCUAGAGCUUACAGCCCUGAAUUUUACUAUGACACCCCAAAUCCAAUUCGAGUGCAGAAGGAAAAAAACACUUACUCCUUUCUUCUACAGUGGACCCAAAAAGAUGCAUAUGCAGUUGAUCCUGUUAUUGGGUACAAGCUGGACUUCAGACAGCUAAAGUACCAGACUUCCAUAUCAAAACAAAUUUCUUCCACAUUGAAUAGAAAGGGAGAUCUGAUGGAGUACACCCUUGAUGGUCUAAAGAUCAAUGAGAGCUAUGAGGUACGGCUUACGCCUAUCACCAACUACGGAGCUGGAGACCCCACCACACGGUUAAUACACUAUAUUGAGCGUGAGUAUUCCAGCUACAUAGCUGCAGUUUUCCACUAG
Molecule: messenger RNA, 3721 nt
Organism: Erpetoichthys calabaricus (reedfish)
Lineage: Eukaryota; Metazoa; Chordata; Cladistia; Polypteriformes; Polypteridae
Product: MAM domain-containing glycosylphosphatidylinositol anchor protein 1
Exons: 12
Coding region: 1475-3721 (748 amino acids)
Biological process (GO): homophilic cell-cell adhesion
Cellular component (GO): plasma membrane
Molecular function (GO): protein binding
Source: RefSeq, a predicted model, not a curated record